AUGUCGGGAAAGGAAAAUAGAGCAACGAAUCUAUGCCUGGAAGAGUCAAAGAGGCAAAGAGGCAAAGGCGACAAGGAACUCGGAAAAGGAGGCGCCAAGCGCCAUCGCAAAGUUCUCUGUGAAAGCAUCCAGGGAAUCACCAAGCCCACUAUCGGUGUGAAGUGUAUCUCCGGUCUGAUCUACGAGGAGACCCGCCGUGUCCUGAAGGUGUUCCUGGAGAACGUGAUCUGUGACGCCAUCACCUACACCGAGCAUGCCAAGAGGAAGACCGUUACCGCCAUGGACGUGGUCUUCGCUCUGAAAUGCCAGGGACGCACCCUGUACGGUUUCGGCGGUUAA
Messenger RNA from Salvelinus sp. IW2-2015, 339 nucleotides. Its product is annotated as histone H4-like. The transcript has a single exon. Gene Ontology annotation, cellular component: nucleosome. The record is from RefSeq and is a predicted model, not a curated record. The coding region runs from base 1 to 339 and encodes 112 amino acids. Lineage: Eukaryota; Metazoa; Chordata; Actinopteri; Salmoniformes; Salmonidae. Gene Ontology annotation, molecular function: DNA binding; protein heterodimerization activity; structural constituent of chromatin. Gene Ontology annotation, biological process: nucleosome assembly.